UGACUGGCGGCGGCGGGGUCGGACAUGGUGACGUUCGCGGAGCAGUCGUGGGCCUUGUUUGGUGCCGGUGUUCGGGCGGUGCUGGAGGCCUGGCCGGCGCUGCAUUUCGCCGUGGAGAACAGCUUCGGGGGAGCCCACAGCCGCGAGAAGGCCCUGUGGCUCGGGGGAGCGGUCCGGGACUAUUUCGUCCAGAAUGCUGACCUGGAGCAGGAUGAGGUCGAGGACUUCCUGGCUGACAUCAUGAGCACCGAAUUUGAUACCCUCGUAGAAGAUGGAAGCCUGCCCCAGGUAAGCCAGCAGCUCCAGACAAUGUUCAGAUACUGCCAGAGAGGUGAAGAACCCUUGCUGAGAGAGUUCAUCACUCAGAUGGGUCGGAAGCAGAUGGAGGUCAAAGUCAUGGAGGUCCGGACAGUCGACAAUAACUCAGACCAGGAGGAAAAAAUGGAUGGGGGAGCUGAGGAAAUGGAGGUGACUGACAGCAGGGAAACCCCUGCCCUGCCCUGUGGUACCAAGGCUGAUCCAUCAGCUGUCACUAGCCUGGCCUCCAUUGGGCAUGAAGCUGCUGAAGAGGGCUGGAUUGUCAUCCAGAGGAAAAAGAAGUGAGAGCCUAGGCCUUCCCCAGUGGCCUUGGCCGGGUCUUCCAGGUGUGCUCCAGGAUCUCUCAGGGAAGAGCAUGUUCUGAGCCUCUUGCUCCACCCCAUGACAUCACCUGCACAGCUAUGAAACUAGCCUAGAGCACCCAAAGGGGCCCCGGUCCAGGUGGAGUCUCUACUUGAGAGCUUUGGGUGCCUGGCUUUGACAUUUCACAGUGUCCCGUGAGCUUCGGCAAGUCACCUGACCUCUUUGGGCCUCCAUUUCCUCAUCUGUAGAAUUGGAGGGAUAGACAUUGACUUUGCUCUGCUUCACAGGGGAAUGGGGAUAUGAAGAGAUGAAUCGUGGAAAGCAUUCCCAGCCUUUGUUCACCCCUGUUGCUCCCCAGGACCAGUUAACACCUGCUCAGAAUUGGGGUCAGCUAGAAAGAGCAGCGCCUCAGUGGAACUACAAGCAGACGUCUCCUUCCCUUACCCACUCACAUGGCCUCUGGCCUAAUCUCAUUCCCUUCCCCUCCCUAGUCAGUUCUCACCUCAACUAAAGGAACCUCCAAACUUGUUUCUUCUGUGUCUACUUCAUGCUUCACACAGUUACCAAAGUCAUUUUCCCAAGGGACAAACAGACUUGGCUAUGUCACACCCAUACUUAAACAUUCAGUGACUCCCUUUCCCUUCUAGGCUAGACUCCAAAGUGCUCAGCCCAGCAUUUAAAGGCCUACACAGUAUUCCUUUCAUCUGCUUUUCCAGGCUGAUGGACCUGCCAGACCUUCCCACAUUCUUCCCCUGUACUUGGAGUCUUCUCCUCCCUUCUUCACAUUAGCCUCUCAAGCCAGACCCUCAGAGCUGCCUGGUACCCUUAGCCAGGUAAUGGGGUUCCUUUUCCUCAGAAGGACAGUCUGUGUUCUCAGUAAUGAUAAAACAAGUGUGAAGGUUUGUAGAGGAAAAGCUACUUGUGGGUAGGGCCUCUAGUCUUGGUGGCUCCCACUCACUAAUCAAUGCUUGUGGGAUUGAAAUGAA
Molecule: messenger RNA, 1607 nt
Organism: Trichosurus vulpecula (common brushtail)
Lineage: Eukaryota; Metazoa; Chordata; Mammalia; Diprotodontia; Phalangeridae
Product: pre-rRNA-processing protein TSR2 homolog
Exons: 1
Coding region: 25-603 (192 amino acids)
Biological process (GO): maturation of SSU-rRNA from tricistronic rRNA transcript (SSU-rRNA, 5.8S rRNA, LSU-rRNA)
Cellular component (GO): nucleus
Source: RefSeq, a predicted model, not a curated record